This is a messenger RNA of Magallana angulata, 1134 nucleotides long. RefSeq lists its product as uncharacterized. Bases 1 to 1134 code for a protein of 377 amino acids. The transcript has a single exon. The record is from RefSeq and is a predicted model, not a curated record. Gene Ontology annotation, molecular function: nucleic acid binding. NCBI's taxonomy places the organism in Eukaryota, Metazoa, Mollusca, Bivalvia, Ostreida, Ostreidae. Gene Ontology annotation, biological process: DNA integration.
AUGGAGGAGUACCUGAAGAAAAUAUGGUAUGAUCCUCGACAUCCAGGUUCCUUUGCCGGACCCUCUAAGUUAUAUCAGGUGGUGAAACGCGAGGGAAAGUAUGACAUUGGUCUUGGAAAAAUUAAAAAGUUUUUACAAAACCAAGACGCUUACUCAUUGCAAAAGAAAGUGAAGCGUCGAGGGUUUAAACGGAGACGCGUGGUAGUUCAAGGUAUCGACUACCAAUGGGAAGCAGAUCUCGCUGAUGUUCAGAACUUGUCCGAGUACAACAACGGAAUUAAAUUCCUGUUAGUGAUCGUAGACGUGUUCUCUCGUUUCAUGUGGGUUCGACCCUUAAAAGACAGAAAGGCUAAAUCUGUCAUCGAGGCAUUCCAAGACAUACUGAGAGACCCGAGACGACCCAAAGCCAUCCGUACUGACAAGGGAUCAGAAUUUUACAACAGGUACCUUCAACAGUAUUUGAGAGAGCAGGACAUCAAGAUAUUUUACGCCUUGAACGAGACCAAAGCCAAUUUUGCCGAGAGAUACAUCCAGACCUUGAAAAAGAGACUGUAUCGUUACUUUACCCACCUUCAGAAAUACAAGUACUUGGAUAUUUUACAAGACGUGGUUCGAUCUAUCAAUGAUACACCUAACCGAUCAUUAAACGGUCGCACACCCUCCUCUGUCACCCGAGAAAACGAAGAAGAAGUGCGAUUGGACGCUUAUUUAGUGCGUCAAAAGAACAAUGUGCGAGUGCCAAGAGUAAAAAAAAAAUCCAGUAAACCUAGACGACGCAGAAAACCUUUUACAUUUAAAAUUGGUGAUCAAGUACGAAUCACGCAUCAAAAACGAACAUUUCAACGCGAUUACGACCAGACCUACACAGAAGAAAUAUUCACCAUCCGCGAACGCUUUGUUUCUCAAGACAUUCCCAUCUACAAGCUGAAAGACAUGCUAGGUGAUCCCAUUCAAGGUACUUUUUACGCCAGUGAGCUCCAAAAAGUGUCCAAAGACGAAAAUACUAUCUGGAGGAUUGAUAAGAUUCUUAGAAAACGUAAAGUUCGUGGUAAGGAAGAGGUUUUAGUACGAUGGCUGGGAUGGCCCAAGAAAUUUGACAGUUGGAUCCCGAAGGCCGACAUAAAAGAGACAUGA